This is a messenger RNA of Amborella trichopoda, 1929 nucleotides long. RefSeq names its product ankyrin repeat family protein (gene TPR10). The record is from RefSeq and is a predicted model, not a curated record. Gene Ontology annotation, molecular function: protein binding. Lineage: Eukaryota; Viridiplantae; Streptophyta; Magnoliopsida; Amborellales; Amborellaceae.
UCUUUCGUACGAUGCACGCACAACUUUUUAACUCUUUUGCUUUCAUCACAGUGGAAAGCCUCGUUUCUCUCUCCGCAGAAUCUCAUCGAAGCAGAAAUCUUAUCUCUCAGCUCAUACCAGAAACUCUCUGUCUCCAUAGUUCUAUCGCAUGGCGGCGCCUAUCCUACCUUCGGAUCCCUCUGCUGCUCUUGCAGUCAGGGAUAAAGUUCAGAAGCUUCUCAGUGCUGCCUGUACUGGCAACCUGGACCUCUUCAAGAAAUUGGCUGCUCAACUUGAUGAGGGAAAGGAAUUAUUAGCAAAAACAAUUGCAGAUGUUAAGGAUGCAAAUGGACGUGGGGCUCUUCACUUUGCAGCUCGAGAGGGUAAGACUGAGAUAUGCAAGUAUUUGUUGGAGUUGGGACUGAGCAUCGAUCCCAAAGAUGAUUAUGGUGAGACUCCUCUUGUUCAUGCAGCCAGACAGGGACACUUGACCACUGCUAAAUAUCUACUUGAGCAUGGUGCAGAUCCCACAACUACUUCUCAUGAAUUGGGGGCUACUUCCUUGCAUCAUGCUGCAGGAACAGGGUGUAAUGAGUUGCUGAGCAUCUUACUUUCUAAGGGGGUUGAUGUGGAUACGCCUAGUGAUGCUGGUACUCCACUGAUUUGGGCGGCAGGUAAUUGCAAGCAAGGCACUGUGAAGACUUUAUUGGAGUACCAUGCUAAUCCUAAUGCUGAAACUGAGGACAAUAUUACCCCUCUUUUAUCUGCUGUGGCUGCUGGGUCAUUGGAAAGUUUGGAGUUGCUGGUUCAGGCAGGUGCUAAUCCGAAUGCUAGUGCAGGUGGAGCAACAUCAUUGCAUAUUGCAGCUGAUGGUGUAGAUGUAAGAAUAACUAAUUGCUUAUUGAAAGCUGGAGCUGAUCCGAAUGCCAUUGAUGAGGAUGGGCUGAAGCCAAUACAAGUUGCCGCAGGGAGGGGUAACCGUGAAGCAGUUGAGGCACUUUUCCCUUUGACAUCCUCCAUUCCAGGAAUUUCAAAGUGGAGCAUUGAAGGAAUAAUUGCACAUACAGAGUCACAAGCUGCCAAUGAACCGAGGGAGUUGGAAACUUCAGAGAGAAGUGAAAUUUCAAUGGAGGCCAACUCACAAAAGCAAGAGAUGAUUGAGGUGUCACCUGAGGCCAAGAAGAAGUCUUUGGAGGCAAAAUCUAGAGGAGAAGAUGCAUUUAAGAACAAGGAUUAUCUCCUGGCAGUAUAUGCCUAUACACAGGCAAUUGACUUGGAUCCAAGCAACGCAGCUUUACUAUCCAACAGAAGCCUUUGCUGGAUCAGGUUGGGGCAAGCUGAGCAAGCACUAGUGGAUGCCAAGGCUUGUAGAGAAUCGAAACCAGACUGGCCAAAGGCUUGUUAUCGAGAAGGAGCGGCAUUGCGGUUGUUGCAGAGAUUUGAUGAAGCUGCCAGUGCAUUUUAUGAGGGGGUUCGGCUGGAUCCUGAAAACAAGGAGCUUGUAAACGCCUUCAGGGAAGCUGUUGAGGCUGGGAGGAAAUUUCACAGCACAGAAAAGCUAAAGUCAGAGCAGGAGCAGGUUCAGAGUCAACUCUAAAGAGGGAUUUUACAGUGAGAUGAGCAUUCUUUAGUGGUUUUUGAAGAGGUUUGAUGAGAGAAAGAGGUCAUACGUAGGUCAUGUUGAUCACCUCAGAAAAUGGGCUUCAUGGUAGUAGUAAGUUAAAAAGGGAUGGAAAUUUUGCGUGCCUAUAUAGCAGUAAAUUACUUUUAAAUAAACUUUACUGCUGAAGUGGAAAAAUUUUGUUUUGACAAAAGUCUUUUAAUUGAUUAUAUUAACCUCAAAAUGUAUGGGCAUGAGAAGAAAAAGGGGUUUCAAUUCAUGAAAAUAGUGUAUCUUUUCAUGUAUUAUUUGGACUAUUUAUUUUUAAGAUUUCAGGCAUUUUAUAGACU